Messenger RNA from Coniophora puteana RWD-64-598 SS2, 1227 nucleotides. RefSeq lists its product as uncharacterized. The transcript has 10 exons. The coding region runs from base 1 to 1227 and encodes 408 amino acids. The record is from RefSeq and is a predicted model, not a curated record. NCBI's taxonomy places the organism in Eukaryota, Fungi, Basidiomycota, Agaricomycetes, Boletales, Coniophoraceae.
AUGUACUUCUUGCGGCUCUCCAGAAUCCUUCGUGACACUAUUCCGUCGCUCGUCUCAGAAUUAUGUCGCGAGGAUCAUACACGUACGGCUGCCGACACUGCCGUCGAUGCUUCAAAAGUCGUCGAAACGCGGUUGAACAUUGCUGCGAAGGUGACUCGAAACAGCGCCUUGCCUGUACCCAUCGCGAUUGCGAGUUUGCCUGCUUUCAUGAAAGACAGAUGCGAAGACACUGGGCUUCGGUUCACCCCGAAGAGCAUGUCUCCAAACAUCGAUGCUGGCGUAUUUGCCAAAGUGAGAGAACGUUCUCCGGAAGAGUUACUUGCUCGGAAGGCAAGGGUCACACGCAAGCCAAAUCAGCCAAGGUCUCGAGAUGAUAUGCAGGGUGGCGAUGCAUUAGAGGUUGGAGGCAGCGGCGUCUCUCCGGCCCGUUUUCCGAGCUUUAAUCGGCUUGGGAAUGGAGAGGCAGCCGUGCCUGAAGAAGCCAAAGACGAGUUAGAUGACAGAGAAUCCGACUGCACCAUAGACGACGCAUCAGUUCCAGGCAUAGCCAAGUCUUGCCACAGAGAGCUCGGCUACAUCGCGGAGGACGGACGCAACUACACUGGUCGACACAACACAGAGGGAAGUUGGGCAACUGAAGAGGUCGAUAACUUCAUUCAUGCUACCGAGACCGUCAACAAUGCUACCAGCAAUAGCUACGCGUCUUCUGUUAACUGGUUCAGCCCAUCUCUUGCUGACCAGCUGGUCGCAAGUGGCACCACUGCUUACGCACAAGAUCGCACCAAUGUGCACGACAUGUUCGUGCCGUCCGGCACUUCAGCAAAUUCAAGCUAUGAGACAGCAGAAGCUCAGCUCCUGCAGUACUCCAGUAAUCUUCCCUAUGCCAGUGGUUCCUCAAUGGCUAUCCCUGGUUACGGAGGAAAUUUGGUUGGAUUUGGGGGACCUACUGGCAUAUCAUCGGUGUCAAACAAUGGCUUCGGAAAUGGAGUAUGGUUGCAGCACCAAGGGAGCCGGUACCAUGACAAUACCACCGUUAGCAUGCGCUCUGACGCGAUGCAGGAACGUCUCGCUCCAUCAGACGAGGCUGCGUGGCACCAACCGGCUCCCAAACCCUCGCUAACGGAACUGGGUGACAACGGUGUCUGGACGCGCGUGACUGAUUCAAUGCUGCAACACAUUUUUGCACGUUCACAAUCCUCAAUGGACCAAGGACCCACCCAGAAUUAA